Messenger RNA from Verticillium alfalfae VaMs.102, 123 nucleotides. Its product is annotated as regulatory protein cys-3. The record is from RefSeq and is a predicted model, not a curated record. Lineage: Eukaryota; Fungi; Ascomycota; Sordariomycetes; Glomerellales; Plectosphaerellaceae. The transcript has a single exon. Bases 1 to 123 code for a protein of 40 amino acids.
AUGGAGAAGAACGACGGCAACGAAGAGAUCACCGCCAUGUUCAAGGAGUUCGACAGCAAGCACAAGGCCAGCAAGGCCUCCACCGCGUCAUCGCGCUCUUCCGACGUGAAGGACGAAGACUAG